Protopolystoma xenopodis is the source of this 2598-nucleotide messenger RNA. The record is from the annotation of a GenBank genome assembly. NCBI's taxonomy places the organism in Eukaryota, Metazoa, Platyhelminthes, Monogenea, Polystomatidea, Polystomatidae.
AUGCACGCAUCAAGUAUGAAACAUAUGCUGAUACGUGGGUCGCAGUGUGAGAAGCAUCAGUUCAAGAUCAGGACCCGAACAUUGCAUGAAAAAGAGAUGGAAGACAGGCAGGCAACAGACACAAAGAAGAUGGAAAGGACUUUUAGCGGUGGCCGAAAGUCGUCACUAGUGUUUAGGGCAAACGAAGCAUCGAGGGAAAGCAUCAAAGUCACAUAUUUCAGAUGGCGACCUCCUUUUCAUAACGUCAACAAAAAGCAUGAAUGUUUCAUUUUUAACCAAAACAACCAGCUUCAUUUAUUUGUUCGAAAUAAAACACCAAGCAAUUUUAAAUUGACUCAAUUUCAUCGUCGAUACAUGCGCCAUCUGGCAGCUGAUCACACCCCACGCGUCUGGUAUCAGAGAAGAUUAGCCGGAAGGCACCGUAGUUUCCGUUGGCUAGACAUUCCGAUUGGCAUGUUAGAUGAGUUGCCAAAGCUUACUGACAAAAACUACCCUACUCAAAUAACCUGCACUCGACUCCAGAAAUCCACCACUCGGAUACAAAAGGGUAGAUGUAUCCUAGAGGCCAAAGCACCAACAAUUGCUGUCCCAUGUCAAAGGGCCUAUCAUCGGGCCCUUGUUGUUAUGUCUCUUGCUCAAAUAUUUCACGAAGCCGAAAACUUUGUUAUGUCCGACUCCAGUCCAGUAAUUUGUCUAUCACUGAAAAUGAUAGUCAUUCUAAGCUCAGCAUACGCAAAGCGAGAUCAGAUUGAAACGUUGACAGUGAUCAUCGUGAAAACCAUCCUCAGCGCUAAUAUCUGUGCAAUUUUACCGCUUAUUCUACCUAGGCUACCAACACUAUUCUGCAAUGCAAUUCCCACAUUAGUGGGAUGUGAACUACACCAAAGGGACCUAAUCGAAUUUGCCCUGGAGAUGAAUCUGGCUUGCAAACCUAUAACUACUCACCACGGAGCUAGGCAAGGGAAUAAAAUGAUUUUCGCGACACAUACGGGUAUAGAAUUUAGAGGAAAUCAUAUUAGCCAAGACCAGAUGCCAGUGAGAACUUCUGAGAUCAGCUGUAAACGAACAUUAUCCCGAACACAUCAACACUCAUUAAUAGCAGCAUGGCAUAUAGUAGAAUCAUCCAAUCAUAGGUUUGGCUUAGCAGUGGCAUUGGGGCCAUAUACCACCAGCCAGUCGAGGCAAAUAUUUUGGAAGGAUACAAGGCCCAGCCCAUUGUUUCCUCCCUUACUUAAGCUGCAAGAUACCGACAAACAGUUCAACUACAGACCCUUGCAAAAGGGCAAGCUGAGCACCAUGGUAAAUAGUUCUCGAGUGAAGAGAUUAACUCGGCUUUUGCGAAUGAUACAACUAACUGAAAAAGCUGUCAUGUCUAAAAUGGAAAAACAGCAAGAAAGUAUAAAUCCAAAAAUACAUCUUUGUAGGCAUUUAUCAAACCAUAUAACCCCAUUAGGAGAUGGAGGUGACAAUUAUGAAGUGGCCUGUACAAAUAAGGUAUUUAAGACAGAGACAUCAGUCAAAGAAUGUUAUUGCGAAAGAAAACAGAAGUCUGAUGAUGAAACCCACACUCAACUUCAGAGCAUCUCACCACGAGCACUUGAUGGACACAGGUCUAUGCAACAGACAAAUAAAUUUUGUCCGAAUACAAACAAAUACAUUGUACCAAAUAGCUUAAUAGAGCAGAAUGAGACACACAAUUCACUAGAAAGACUAGAUUUAGUUGAAAAUCUGGGAGAAAAUAGGUCAGCCUAUCGAUUCGGUUACACGCUUUUUAACCAAACUCAGUGUGUUAUGGACAAAUACGAAAUAGGAAGAGAUUACCAUGAGGUUAUAGUUAUAGACGAAGAGCCACCUUUGCCUCCAAACAUGGAGGUUAGUGAAGUAUCGGCCCCUCGUGGAUCACCCUCGAUUUACAUAGAGAUAGAAAUCCAGGGACCCAGAAUAGAAAACGAACAAAGUGAAUCGACACUACUUGACUUCAGCGAGACUUCGGACGAGAUGAUUAAGCAAGAGAACGAAGCAUUUCAAAAAGAAUUUAUUCAAGUAGGUACCAAUGCUUCAAAUGCAGUACGUGAAAGUUCUUUAUCGGGUUCAAGCCGAUCUUCUUUCUACAGAUCGUCAGCACAAACGACUAUGAAUGAAACAGAAACUUGGAGUAGCACAUCUAGAUUGCCAGCCUAUUCGCUUACAACAAGUCCUUCAAGUAGCUUAUACAGCGGAGAAAUAAUUGGAUCAGAGGCAUCCAGAGACAAUAUAAGAUUAGAAUGGCAUACAUUGUCAAGCACUUACAGAACAUCCAGCUCGCAAAGCCAUCAUUCCGAUGGAAGUAGGGAUGACGUUGAAACGUCCAGUCAAUUGAGCUCUACUUCUUCACAUACCAGUGCUCGAGGGAGGUCUACAGGGACAGAUUUACAGUCAGAGAUUGAAGAUAAUUCGAGUUAUUCUAAACAAGAUAAGCCCAGAUCUAUUACAUUUUCAGACUAUUGUUGGGAAAAGACUCAAACCUCAAACGAAUUGGAGGUAUCAUUUGACAGUGGGUCUGAGGUAAUCAGUUCUUUUGGCACCCCUUUAUCCUUCUCAGAAUCAUUAAUUAGAUAG